Messenger RNA from Trifolium pratense (red clover), 1386 nucleotides. RefSeq names its product galactose mutarotase. The transcript has 5 exons. Gene Ontology annotation, molecular function: aldose 1-epimerase activity; carbohydrate binding. Lineage: Eukaryota; Viridiplantae; Streptophyta; Magnoliopsida; Fabales; Fabaceae. Gene Ontology annotation, biological process: beta-D-galactose catabolic process via UDP-galactose, Leloir pathway; glucose metabolic process. The coding region runs from base 222 to 1283 and encodes 353 amino acids. The record is from RefSeq and is a predicted model, not a curated record.
AUGGCACUGACACAUAAGCCAUAUCAAACUGUUCCUUAUUGAAAUUCUAAACUUAUCCAAUAACCUUAAAUUAAACAAAGAGAUUUGAAUUAAUUCCGAUUUUUGUGGGCACAAUUUCCUCCUCCAAUUCUACAUAUAUAUUUCCAUAGUUUGUGUUCAUUUCUGGAGAAGAAUUUUAGAAAGAGAAACAAGAUCAGUAAAACAACAUUGUUGAACCAACCAUGUCUAAAUUAUCCUUAAUGUUUUGUUCCCUGUUGGGGCUAUUGGUUCUGUGUCAAGCAGGUGAAAAUAAGAAGAUUGGAUUUUAUGAAUUGAAGAAAGGAAAUAUGAGAGUUAAUUUCACAAACUAUGGUGCUUCAAUUAUCUCUGUUUUUGUACCUGAUAAAAAUGGGAAAUUAGCUGAUGUUGCUCUUGGCUAUGAUUCCAUUGAGGCUUAUGAGACUGAUACAUGUUACUUUGGUGCUCUUAUUGGGCGAGUGGCAAAUAGAAUUGGAGGAGCUCAAUUCACUUUAGAUGGAAAAACAUACAAAUUGCCAGCUAAUGAUCAUGGAAACACACUCCAUGGUGGAACCAAAGGGUUUGGUGAUAAUGUAUGGACAGUAGAAUCUCACGAAGAAGAUAGUCAUAUAACAUUUGUCUACAACAGUCACGAUGGCGAAGAAGGUUUUCCAGGUAAAGUCGAGGUAAGUGUCACAUACAUGUUAAUCGAGAAACACAUAUUGGGUGUGAAAAUGAUUGCCAAACCAAUAGACAAAGCCACACCAAUAAAUCUAGCACAGCAUACUUAUUGGAACCUAGGAGGCCACGACAGUGGCGACAUUCUUAAUCACACCGUUCAAAUCUUCGGUUCAUCCAUCACACCAGUAGACGACAAACUCAUCCCAACAGGCAAACUCCAAUCAGUGAAGGACACACCAUAUGAUUUCCUUACACCAAAACCAGUUGGAAGUCGAAUUCAUGAUCUUCCUGGUUUAUAUGACAUCAACUACGUGCUCGACAAGACUAGUCAAAAUCAUUUGAGUAAGGUAGCUGCUGUGAGAGAUCCUGUCUCAGGAAGGAAAAUGGAGUUAUGGUCAGACCAAGUUGGAGUACAGUACUAUACUAGUGGCAUGUUAGGGGAUACUAAAGGAAAGGGUGGAGCUAUGUAUCAUAAGUAUGGUGGAAUUGCUUUUGAGACACAAGGUUUUCCAGAUUCAGUGAAUCAACCUAGCUUUCCAUCUCAGAUUGUGAAACCUGGACAGACUUACAAACAUAUCAUGGUUUAUAGAUUCACAGCUAGUUAAAUUUGUAUGAUACGUUUAUGUUCCACAUUUGGCACAUAUUUAUUUACAAUCUUUAUGUAUGAUACGUUUAUGUUUGCUAUGAAUAAUAUUUGAAGGUUCUCUA